AUGGAUCUUUUGCCAUCUCCUCACUUCGCGGUCAACAAAAAUUUUCUCAUGUCUAUUGGGCUGUGGCCUCAUCAAUCUGGUUUCACGAAGCAUCUGCUUCUUUUUAAUUUAAUCUUUUUUAUUGGUUCACAGGGUUAUUUUCAAAUUGGUGGGAUGAUAGCUGCGUGGGAAGACAAAAAUGUCUUCUUAGAAUCCAUACCACCGGUUCUCGUGGAUUUCGUUUGUGGUGCCAAGAUCAUAAAUUUUCUUGCCAACUCCGACAGGAUGAAAGAACUUCUCGUGACGCUUGAAAAAGAUUGGAAAAAAUUCGAAGGAGGCAAAGAAAUUGACAUUCUCAAUCGAUACGCGAUACAUGGUCGGAAACUUACCAUUCUGUACGCCGGUUGUAUGUACGGAUCGAUGGUUCCUUUUUUAGUAAUGCCAGUUGUUCCACUCGUGAUGAACGCCAUAGGCUCCGGGAACGCUACACACCCUAAACGCUUAAUGUUCCGCGUUGAUUUUCUUGUCGACGCCGAAAAGUAUUAUUAUCCACUGCUGAUACAUUCGUACUUCGGUACCAUCGCGUAUAUAACUUUAGUCGUUGCAAUCGACACUAUUUUGAUGAUUUAUGUGGAACACGCUUGUGGGUCUUUUGCUGUAUUAGGUUAUCGGCUGGAACACUUGAUGGAUGGUGUCGAUAUCAGUGUGGACGUUUAUCCACAUAAGAACAAUGACACACAUUAUGACAGUAUGGCGGAUUGCUUGGCUCUGCAUAGUCGGAUUUUACAGUAUUCGAAACGCAUCGAGGAAGCAAAUCACAUAUCGUACUUUUUUCAACUGAGUAUCACCAUGGUGUGUCUGAGUUUCACAGGCUUUCAGACCGUUGUGUAUGCCGAUGCCCCUGAUAUUGCAGUUCGUUACGUCGCGUUCACUACGACCCAAUUGGUCAUUUUAUUUCUGCAAAGUUAUCCGGGUCAGAUGUUAUACGAUCACAGCAUCAAAGUAUCCGAAUAUGCUCACAACUCUGCAUGGUACUUGACUUCAGUCCGAACGCGACAACUCGUUUGCCUGAUGACAAUGAGAAGCCGUACGCCCUGUUUAUUGACUGCGGGCAGAUUCUACGUACUUAAUUUGGCGAACUUUAGUGCGGUCGUCCGUACGUCGAUGUCGUAUCUGGCAGUUUUAACUUCCAUGAAAUAAUCCCGUAGAAGUCGAAAGUAAUGCUUUCGGAGAAGAGAACUCUUUUAGUCACUUUUUAUACGAGUAUUUAUACGAAUAUCCCAAUGUCAUAUGAGUAUUUAAGAUUUCACGCCUCACUUGAAUGUUUUUUUUUUCAACUCAUUCUCUCGUUUUUCGCAAAAAAUAUUAGCUUCACGAUUUUCAUGUGACGUAUUUAAGUAACCGAACGUGGCUUGAAAAUAAAACGUUUGUGCUAUCACCAAAAUUCUAUGUUUUGCUAUGAACGCUGAAAUGAACAAUUGUUGAAGAAGAAAAAUUAGAGAUUUGAAAACUCCCAUGGUACGUAACCCCUCUAGUUUGGGCUUGCCUACGAACCUCAAUUUAUUAAAGUUCAAUAUGAAAAUGAUGAUUGUUCGCCUCAAUCGAUUGAACUAAAGACAAAAAAGUGGCAUUCUACUCUCUCGUUGCACUACCCAACUCAUUUUUAUCUGAAAAUAGAUCAAAAUGUUUGUUGCCUUUUUACUCGAGCGAAGUCAACGUCAUCGUAGACCAUUAUCUUGCUCAUGAUACAUCAAGAAUUCUCUUUAUACCUCCUAUGCACGUACGAAAGAGUAAACCAAAUUACAGACAUUACAAUAAUACAACCAAUUUCGGGCUACAGUUUGCAAAUGCCAUUUUCAUUUUUUGUACUUGCUGAAAUUGCUGGCUUACAAAAUUUUCACUUCGUGUGUAAUAA
Messenger RNA from Venturia canescens, 1894 nucleotides. Its product is annotated as odorant receptor 85b-like. Lineage: Eukaryota; Metazoa; Arthropoda; Insecta; Hymenoptera; Ichneumonidae. Gene Ontology annotation, biological process: sensory perception of smell; detection of chemical stimulus involved in sensory perception of smell. The coding region runs from base 1 to 1179 and encodes 392 amino acids. Gene Ontology annotation, cellular component: plasma membrane. The transcript is spliced from 9 exons. Gene Ontology annotation, molecular function: olfactory receptor activity; odorant binding. The record is from RefSeq and is a predicted model, not a curated record.